Messenger RNA from Aquila chrysaetos chrysaetos, 2655 nucleotides. RefSeq names its product interferon regulatory factor 2 (gene IRF2). Bases 423 to 1613 code for a protein of 396 amino acids. Gene Ontology annotation, molecular function: RNA polymerase II cis-regulatory region sequence-specific DNA binding; DNA-binding transcription factor activity, RNA polymerase II-specific. The transcript is spliced from 11 exons. NCBI's taxonomy places the organism in Eukaryota, Metazoa, Chordata, Aves, Accipitriformes, Accipitridae. Gene Ontology annotation, cellular component: nucleus. The record is from RefSeq and is a predicted model, not a curated record. Gene Ontology annotation, biological process: regulation of transcription by RNA polymerase II; immune system process.
CCCCCGCCGCCUGCGCGGCCGGCCCGGCCCGGCGGAGAGGCGGGGGGAUUUCCAAGCGCCAGCGGCCUCGCCGCUUCCUCUCCUUGUUUUGCUUUCGAUCUGGACCUUUCUCCGCCCGGGCGGAGGCAGUUAACUUUUAGUUUUGCUCCCGCGAUUAUUCAGCGCCCGUUUUCAUUUCCAUUUCGCGUCCCCUGGCAACGGCGGUAACCUUGAGGAAUUAUAUAAGGGCCGCGAAAACGGGCCGGCAAGAUCAAAGGUGACAAGAAUAGCGGAGCAGAGAAGUUAAGAAUGAUGCAGAGAACACAGAUGUGAAGAACAAAAGAGAGAGGAAGGAGCUGAGCCUGGUGCAGAGGGGGAGAGGAGAAGAAGCAGCCUAAAUCCUCUGGUAUCCUGCCUGUAUCAGCAGACAAGCUUUUGCCAAUAUGAUGUGUCUUCUUCAGGUGAAGGUUUUCCUAAUCGAGGUGUACCAGAAGAGUGUUUUCAACCAUAGAGAAGGCUUUAUCAUCUCAGUUGCUCUUAGGGGAGGCUCCUGCACAGAUCCAAACUCCUUCCCAGUGGGUGUGACAAUGCCUGUUGAAAGGAUGCGGAUGCGCCCCUGGCUGGAAGAGCAAAUCAACUCUAACAGGAUACCGGGGCUGAAAUGGCUAAAUAAGGAGAAGAAGAUUUUUCAGAUUCCCUGGAUGCAUGCCGCAAGACAUGGGUGGGAUGUUGAAAAAGAUGCUCCCUUAUUUAGAAACUGGGCAAUUCACACAGGAAAAUACCAGUCAGGAGUAGAUAAACCUGAUCCAAAGACGUGGAAGGCAAACUUCCGUUGUGCUAUGAACUCCCUGCCUGACAUAGAAGAAGUGAAGGACAAAAGUAUAAAGAAAGGAAACAAUGCCUUCAGAGUGUACCGGAUGCUGCCAUUAUCUGAAAGACCUUCCAAAAAAGGAAAAAAAACUAAGUCCGAGAAGGAUGACAAAUUCAAACAAAUUAAGCAAGAGCCAGUUGAAUCAUCUUUUGGGAUUAAUGGCCUAAAUGAUGUCACUUCUGACUAUUUCCUGUCCUCCAGUAUAAAAAAUGAAGUUGACAGUACAGUGAACUUUGUAGUUGUAGGACAGCCGCACCUUGAUGGCAGCAGCGAGGAGCAGGUGAUAGUUACCAAUCCUCCUGAUGUUUGCCAGGUAGUAGAGGUGACAACAGAAAGCGACGAACAGCCCCUCAGCAUGAGCCAGCUGUACCCCCUACAGAUCUCCCCUGUCUCAUCCUAUGCAGAAAGUGAAACGACUGACAGCGUUCCAAGUGAUGAAGAAAAUGCAGAGGGACGGCUUCAUUGGCAGAAGAAAAACAUUGAAGGCAAACAGUAUCUCAGCAAUCUGGGAAUGAGGAACACUUCUCAUAUGCUUCCCAGCAUGGCAACUUUUGUAGCCAACAAGCCCGACCUCCAAGUCACCAUCAAAGAAGAAAGCUGCCCACUGCCUUACAACAGCUCCUGGCCCCCUUUCCCAGACAUCCCUCUGCCACAAGUAGUGUCCACAGCCUCCACAAGCAGCAGCCGGCCAGACCGCGAGACACGGGCCAGCGUCAUCAAGAAAACGUCAGACAUAACCCAGUCGAGAGUCAAGAGCUGCUAAGCCUUUGACGGUGUGGUUUUUUAGCUUUGUUUUGUUUGGUUUUGUAUUUUAUGUUUCUCUAGGAGAGGUUCAUCCCUUGACGCACACGAGACAAAUCUAAGGUAAAGCCUUGGCAAUAUAAAACAUUGCUGUGUCCGACUCCAGUGCCGGAGUGUUUUUAACUCAGGACUCCAGCCGUCAGUAUGUACACCUGAACCCAGGCAGAUUUCCAAGGUUGCUACGUAGGAAAACAACCCAAGAACUUUGGCCCACUCGCAGGUUCCAGUGUUUCAUAAGAGGACCAACCGACCACAAGGGAAGUGGUGCUGCUGCGCUUCUUGCUGUCAAGGCUGUGAUGGAACUGAAAGCCUCAGAAUGGAAGAGAAAAUGUGAACUAGCUGGAAUAUUUUUAAAUAAAGAAAAAUCUAUUGUGAAUAUUGUACAUAGUGCAGUACUAGCAACGUUGCAGUCUGCUUCUGCACCUUAUUAAGAAAGCACUUAUGAAAGGCCUUUUAUUACCUUGCUCUACUUAAUGGCACAUUGAAGGUCCCUCCCCACCUGUAUUCUUUUCCAAGGCUAUUCUUGCUAAAGUGUCUUUAAAGAAUAGAGGAAAGGAAAGGAAGUUAAAACUUCCCAUGUGGACUUCAUACGUUUUAAGACUGCUUUUCUCAUGUUUGUUUCUAAUCUGCUAUGCUUGAAUGCCGCGUGGUACAAUAGGAAAAAAAAAAAAGAGAAACCUAUUACAGAGAUAUUAUGCAAAUUCCCAGAUUUAAAAAAAGAAGAAGAAAAAUACUCUAAUUCUAACCAGAGCAAGCUUUUUUAUUUUUUAUACAGGGGAAUAUUUUAUUCAAAGUAAAAUUCUAAAGUGAAUAUAAUUUUUUUUAAUCUUUUCUACAGCAAAUUUAUAAUUUUAAGAUUCAGUCCUUGGUUAUCAGCAGUUAUUACAUCCUUGUGGCACAUUUUUUUUUAAUUUUGUAAAGGUGAAAUAGCUUUUAUGAGCUCAUGUAGCAAUCAGAUUAUCCUGUGGAUUGAUAAUAAAUAUGGUAUAUAGUUAAAUUUUUAA